Myotis myotis is the source of this 4363-nucleotide messenger RNA. RefSeq names its product solute carrier family 17 member 6 (gene SLC17A6). Lineage: Eukaryota; Metazoa; Chordata; Mammalia; Chiroptera; Vespertilionidae. The transcript is spliced from 12 exons. The coding region runs from base 854 to 2602 and encodes 582 amino acids. Gene Ontology annotation, cellular component: excitatory synapse; synaptic vesicle membrane. Gene Ontology annotation, biological process: synaptic transmission, glutamatergic; monoatomic anion transport; transmembrane transport. Gene Ontology annotation, molecular function: neurotransmitter transmembrane transporter activity; L-glutamate transmembrane transporter activity. The record is from RefSeq and is a predicted model, not a curated record.
AGCUCCCCUAGAAAGUUGGCAAUCUGGUCAGCCAAAAGAAGCAUCCCCAUUUCCUGGAACUCUGUCCGUGGUGCUGAAACAUUCUGCCCAGCCGCGCCCCCGAAGGCGCUGCGACGGCAGCGCUGUCAGCUGGGCUGAAAAAAAAUCUUCCCUGAAGCUGCCCAAAUCAGAAGAACUGUGAGUCUCUUAUUGACUCGCGUCCUCAAAGAGCAGUGAGCUUUCUCCAUCUUAAUUCGACUCUACCGCAGAGCAGAGUUGCGCCGGUGUGGUGGGAGGAGAUCAUAGGCAAGGAGACAAAACGAAUAGCAGCAUUGCUCACCUGAGACCUAAGAUGCUCCCAUGAGUUUUGCAAGCGCUCUGCUCCUCAUAGCAAAUACACAUAUUUUUACAAAGUGCUUUUAUUUUGCCUUUGUCCUUACACAAUGGUUCUGGGAUAGUUCCACCCUUCCGUUUAAAAAGCCAGAAGAUUGGACAGCAAUAAGGCUUCAGCACCAGGAAUUUAAAUUGUUUUUCAGUGGACUGACUUCCAGGACAAGAACUCAUCAGCGCCCGCCCAAAUACCAUGCGCCCUUUGCCACCGGAACCUCCCCUUCCAAUGAGACUUUCUGAUUGUGUCUACCAACUCUCCUAUUAGGAAACCCGUGGGUUGCAUGCAGCUAUUCUGUUGUAUUCUGUUCUCACUCUCCCUCUCCUUGCUCACUCGCACUCUUGCUGGAGGCACAUCAAUACCAUUCCGCUGAGAAGAAAAAAACCCACAACUACCUUAAGGGGUUAAGACAAUAUGCGCAAUUCUCGCCUUCUAUAGCGAUCACUAUUUAAACCUGGCAAGAGCCCUGCACCAGUCUUUGCAAGAAUGGAAUCCGUAAAACAAAGGGUUUUGACCCCAGGAAAAGAGGGGCUAAAGAAUCUUGCUGGAAAAUCCCUCGGCCAGAUCUACAGGGUGCUGGAGAAGAAGCAGGAGACCGGGGAGACCAUCGAGCUGACGGAGGAUGGGAAGCCCCUGGAGGUGCCUGAGAAGAAGGCGCCGCUGUGCGACUGCACGUGCUUCGGCCUGCCGCGCCGCUACAUCAUCGCCAUCAUGAGUGGCCUGGGCUUCUGCAUCUCCUUCGGCAUCCGCUGCAACCUGGGCGUGGCCAUCGUGGACAUGGUCAACAACAGCACCAUCCACCGAGGGGGCAAGGUCAUCAAGGAGAAAGCCAAAUUCAACUGGGACCCGGAAACCGUGGGGAUGAUCCACGGUUCCUUCUUUUGGGGCUACAUCAUCACCCAGAUUCCUGGCGGCUACAUCGCCUCUCGGCUGGCGGCCAACAGGGUUUUUGGAGCUGCCAUACUUCUCACCUCUACUCUGAAUAUGCUAAUCCCAUCAGCAGCCAGAGUGCAUUAUGGAUGUGUCAUAUUUGUUAGGAUAUUGCAGGGACUUGUUGAGGGUGUCACCUACCCAGCAUGUCAUGGAAUAUGGAGCAAAUGGGCCCCUCCUCUAGAGAGAAGUAGAUUGGCAACCACCUCCUUUUGUGGUUCCUAUGCUGGAGCUGUGAUUGCAAUGCCUUUAGCUGGCAUUCUUGUACAGUAUACCGGCUGGUCUUCAGUAUUCUAUGUCUAUGGAAGUUUUGGGAUGGUCUGGUACAUGUUUUGGCUUUUGGUGUCUUAUGAGAGUCCUGCAAAGCAUCCUACUAUUACAGAUGAAGAACGUAGGUACAUAGAAGAAAGCAUUGGAGAGAGUGCAAAUCUUUUAGGUGCAAUGGAAAAAUUCAAGACUCCAUGGAGGAAAUUUUUUACAUCUAUGCCAGUCUAUGCAAUAAUUGUCGCCAAUUUCUGUAGAAGCUGGACUUUCUAUUUAUUGCUUAUUAGUCAGCCAGCAUAUUUUGAGGAAGUCUUUGGAUUUGAAAUCAGCAAGGUUGGCAUGCUGUCUGCUGUGCCACACUUAGUAAUGACAAUUAUUGUACCUAUUGGAGGGCAGAUUGCAGACUUUCUAAGAAGCAGGCAAAUUCUUUCAACUACUACAGUAAGAAAGAUCAUGAAUUGUGGUGGUUUUGGCAUGGAGGCAACCCUGCUCCUGGUCGUUGGCUACUCUCACACUAGAGGGGUAGCUAUCUCCUUCCUGGUACUUGCAGUGGGAUUCAGCGGAUUUGCUAUAUCUGGUUUCAAUGUUAACCACCUGGAUAUUGCUCCAAGAUAUGCCAGCAUCUUAAUGGGCAUUUCGAAUGGUGUUGGCACAUUGUCAGGAAUGGUUUGCCCUAUCAUUGUGGGUGCAAUGACAAAGAAUAAGUCACGCGAGGAGUGGCAAUAUGUCUUCCUGAUUGCUGCCCUCGUCCACUACGGUGGAGUUAUAUUUUAUGGAAUAUUUGCCUCAGGAGAGAAGCAACCGUGGGCAGACCCUGAGGAAACCAGUGAAGAAAAAUGUGGGUUUAUCCAUGAAGAUGAACUCGAUGAAGAAACAGGGGACAUUACUCAAAAUUAUAUCAAUUAUGGUACCACCAAGUCUUAUGGUGCCACAACACAGGCCAAUGGAGGUUGGCCCAAUGGCUGGGAAAAGAAAGAGGAAUUUGUACAAGAAGAAGGACAAGACACAUACACCUAUAAGGACCGAGAUGAGUAUUCAUAACAAAACUAAUCGCUGGAUUUAUUUUUAGUGUCUGUGAUUAACUUAAUUGUGAUUGCACAAAAAUUUUUAAAAUAUGUGGUGUGAACAUGUAAACAUAUCAACCAAGCAAGUCUUGCUGUAAAAAUGAAAUGAAAACAAACUCAUGAAGUUACCAUCAAGUGCAAUCUGUAGAAGUUGUGAAAUUCCAUCUUUUCCAUUCAGGUCAUCUAUUCUUGCAUUUGUGCUUUCAAGGUUGACUGAUCAAAAACUGUAGAAACAAGUAGUUACUCAUUGGAUUUAUAGGAGCUAAAACUCAUCGCCAUUUAAUAAAGCACAGCUAAAACAGUUGGCACAUUUCAUCCUACAAAAGUUAGGAAGCCAAAGCUACUUGAUCAUGUCAAAUGCACUUCUAUAUUUGUUACACUGUAUUGCAAGAUCUCAUGCAGAAGUCGUGUUAAAACAAAACAAAACACAACAAUAUAAUGCUGUCAUGUUGGCUGCAGCAGAUGUUGACAACGUUUAUUGGGUGUAAAUCAUGAACUUGGAAUAUCUCUCAAUUAGAGAACAUUAUGGGCUAGCAAUGAGCAAGGCAUACUAAAUAAUUGUUAUUACAUAAUGUGGGCUAUUUUGUUGGUUAUCAAAAGGAAUGUCUUGCAGUGGUUUAUAUGAAAUGCUGGGCACAAACACAUACCUGUGAACGAGAACUUGUAAAGUGUGGGGUAUGCUUCAUGUUCUUCCAUUUAUUUACCUGACAGUAUAAAACACUCCACAUUUUAAUAAAUCGGACUUUUCAUGUAGCAUAUCACAUAACUUUUUUGCAAAAAAAUUAGAAAAAGACUUCAAUGUAUUUUUAUUACAACUUUGUACAGGUUGUAACUUGAAUUAGGAAAAAAAAAGAUGCACACACCAUAAAGAAUCUAAUGAGAAAUUUACUAUGGAAAUAGAGCCCUGAAAAUGCAAUAUUAACAACAAAAGAAAUAGAAAAUGGUUUAGAUAUUCUUCUUCCUUAAUAAUUAAAUGCUAUAUAAAACUUGUGCCACAGAGCUAUAUAUAAUAUAAAAAGAUAAAUUUAAUAGAGAGAUUGUAAGUAGAUAAUUUUAUUAUUUAAAGUCCCAUUUAAAAUAUAUUUGUCUUAUAUAGGACAACAAAUUAUAUUAAAAUUAUAUCUCUAUAUAUCUGUAUAUCUUAUACAUAUCCAUACACAGAAACAUAAUAAACAAUCUUCAUACAAAAAAAUAGCAUACACCUAAUGUUGGGUUAGGGGAUUGAAAUUUCUACUUUCAUAGAGUCAUAGAAUUUUAGAUGGGGGCAGAGGCAUUUUGCUUGUCACUUCUUAAUAUAACUCAACAGUAAUCGCAACAUUUGUGUACCAAGCAAUAAGUGCAAUGCAUAAAAUUUCCUGUCUGUAUCUUAUCUUUAUUUUGCUUGUGGUAGCUUUUUUGGGUGGUUGGAAUGAUUCUUUUUUUUCUUUUAAAAAAAUAACAUCAGACCUCUUUUUCGUGUUCUAAAAUGAUAAUAAUGCAUUUCCCAAUUCAACUCAAAAUAUUAUUGGUGUAUUCAACUGUCUAUUCUGGAUAUUUGAUCUGUUCAUUGUAUUGUGCUAGUGACUGGAGGCUCUGCUACUGCAAAUAUAAAACAUAAAGUCUGUUUUAAAAAUGCAAACCAUAUCUCUUGCUUUGUGUCUCAAAGUGGUGUUAUGUGAUCACAGCUUUUGUUGUAUUGAAUGAAAAGAUAUGGGCUUUCAUUUUGUUGCUGCAAAAAAAAAAGUGUUAAUAAAAUGCU